Messenger RNA from Effrenium voratum, 361 nucleotides. The record is from the annotation of a GenBank genome assembly. NCBI's taxonomy places the organism in Eukaryota, Dinophyceae, Suessiales, Symbiodiniaceae.
AGCUGUAUCAAGGGUUCGAUUCGUCCCAUUCCGCGGCAUGGGAGCCUCCUGUGCCAAGGUUGAGAAGGACAGCAGUGCGCUGAUUAUUCCCUCGUGGGAGGAGUUGCCCCUAGAGGAUGAGGGCCUGGAGGCCAGUUGCGAGGCCAACGUGAUUGACCGGAAGGACUCCAUCCAGAGCUUUCAAAAUGCGUCAAACACAAGGGCCGAUGAGUAUGGGAAGCCUAUGACCGGCAUGUUCUCGAGCGAGUCCACCAUGGAUGGCACCGGGGUCCUCUCGGAGUCACUGGUCAGCCGCUUGAGCUGCAGGUCCAUGUUGGUGGACGUGCACGAGGUGCAGCGGGGCGAGGUGCUGAACCGCACG